Molecule: messenger RNA, 1302 nt
Organism: Babjeviella inositovora NRRL Y-12698
Lineage: Eukaryota; Fungi; Ascomycota; Pichiomycetes; Serinales
Gene: RMT2
Product: protein-arginine N5-methyltransferase
Exons: 2
Coding region: 1-1302 (433 amino acids)
Biological process (GO): peptidyl-arginine methylation
Cellular component (GO): cytoplasm; nucleus
Molecular function (GO): protein arginine N5-methyltransferase activity
Source: RefSeq, a predicted model, not a curated record
AUGACUGACUUGCACGACCUUUGUCGCUUCCCCACGCGGCCUAUUACCAGGGGUACUUACAUCCCAAUGCUCACUCUGUACUUGAAGAGCGGUAUCCCUGCGACCUACACCGUGGAAGAGGCCGAGCUCUUCGAGCAGGGCAUCGAAGACCCUGUGGACUUGCCCUCCACCACCACUCCUCUUCAUAUUCUCAUGGAAAAUGUCCCUGUACCGGCGCAAUCGUCUCUAGAGGAAAUUGAGACCGUAUCGGCCAUGAUCGACGAGUUAUUCCAGUGGGGUGCGGGCUGGUGCCACAUCGACACCAAAGAACGUACUCCGGCGUGUAUUCUCGUGGAAAGAGGUCUUAAGGACUCUGUAUACUUUACCCAAAUGGUUGAAGCCGGUGUUAGAGCCGAGUUACUCUUGAGAAAGGUAGGCGAGCAUGAUAUGGAAUUCAUCGACGAUAUAGAGAUGGACUUUGACCCUGAGAUGGUUGAGCAAACCGAAAGUGACGAGGCCGAGAAAAAAGAGGUGAAUGAAAAAGAAGAGGAAGAAGAGAGAGCAGAGCUUGCUGAUGAUCCAGCCAACAACCAGGAAACCUACCUCAAGACCAAGCUUGAAUACACCGAUAACGCUCUUGUCACUGAGAAGAACCGCGAUGGUGUGAUGAUGGACUGGGAGUCCCAGUUAAUGCAAGCCGGUGCCGAUUCGAUGGCGUCUGGCACCAUCGACGAAGACGGCAGCGUGGACCUGGAAUACGUCUGCCUCAACAUUGGGUUUGGGAUGGGGAUUAUCGACACGAUGGUUGAAAAGCACGCGGUAAAGCCAGCCAAGCACUACAUCUGUGAGGCCCACCCUGACGUGCUUGCUAAAAUGCGUGCGGAUGGCUGGUUCGAAAUGCCUAACGUAGUGGUGUUGAGCGGUAGAUGGCAGGAAGCCUUGCCAAAAUUGUUAGAGGAAGGCAUCACCUUUAAUGGGAUCUACUAUGACACCUACUCUGAGCACUACGAGGAUAUGUUGGAUUUGUUCGAUUUUGUUGUUGGUUUGUUGAAGCCACACGGUGUUUUCUCUUUCUUCAACGGUUUAGGUGGCGACAGAAUUGUCAGCUACGAGGUGUACAAGAAAGUGGUAGAGUUGGAUUUAAAUAACUACGGGUUGGCCGUCACUUUUACUGAAAUGGACGCUCCAAAGGAGACCUUGGUCGAAAGCCAGCAGAAGAUGGCGGCUGAUAAGGCUGCUGAGGGGGAAAGUGCUUGGGAGGGUAUCAAGAGGGCGUAUUGGGUUUGCCCGGUCUACUACCAUCCAGAGGCCAAGUUUGCCUAG